This is a messenger RNA of Daktulosphaira vitifoliae (grape phylloxera), 1092 nucleotides long. RefSeq lists its product as uncharacterized. Gene Ontology annotation, cellular component: membrane. Gene Ontology annotation, molecular function: odorant binding; olfactory receptor activity. The record is from RefSeq and is a predicted model, not a curated record. Lineage: Eukaryota; Metazoa; Arthropoda; Insecta; Hemiptera; Phylloxeridae. Bases 116 to 994 code for a protein of 292 amino acids. Gene Ontology annotation, biological process: sensory perception of smell. The transcript has 6 exons.
CGCUAUUCAAAUAUAUCUAAACAACUAUAGACUUUCUAAAAAAUAUGGUGAAUUAAGGAAAUUAUUAGAUGCAUCGAGUAGCUAUUUUCUGUCUUCUAAUUAUAAAGCAAAAUAUAUGUUUAAACACAACGAAUCUAUGUGUACUAAAAUAAUAAAUAUAAACUUUUUUAUGUAUAUUUUGGGGUGCUUAGUUUGGUUUCUUAGUCCAUUACUUAUAAAAGAAUUUCCUCUAAAAAGAAGAGACGGCAGUCUGGUUAUUUACCAUAACAACAUCCUAAAUUCAUUCUUAAGUUUUAUACCCAUUUCGGUUUAUGAGCAAAUUUACCCAAUUGUUUAUCUAUUGGAAGCUUUGGAAGUAGUACAUGUUUGUUCUGAAUUGUUUUUCUACUAUACAAUAGUUAUACAAUUUUGUUGGAUGUUAUCAGCUCAACUGAAAAUAAUUGCGUUUGAAUUCGAAUCAUUUGGAUAUGAAAAUGUUGAAUUAGAACAAAAAAACGACUCUUACUACAUGAAACAUUUGAAUCAAAUACUUUUGGAUCAGACAAAGAUAAAUGUUUCAAUUAAGAAAUUUCAUGAAAUUAUGAAACCGAUGACGUGGUUUACUUUUGUAUACUGCUUAAAUCUUUUAAAUGCUCUCAUAUAUGUGUGUAUUUUGAUUUACUUUCAAAAUGAUGGUGUAUUAUCAGUUGGGUUUGUGAAAAUUAUAUUAUCAAUAUCAGUGGCCAUAAUCGAUUUGUUUGUUAUAAGCUAUUUUUAUGGUUAUCUUGAAAAUCAAAUGAAUGGAGUACAGUUUACUAUGUAUAGUAUUAAUUGGACCGAUAAAAGUAUAAAAUUAAAAAAAAUGUUCUUAAUGGCUAUGAGUUUAAAUCACACGAACAAAUUAAAGAUGAAUAUUACUCCACAAAAAUCGUUGAAUCUAGAAGUAUUUGGCUCGGCGAUGCGUGUGUCCUAUUCUAUAAUUUCACUCUUGGCAAAAGAAACAAUUUCGAAAUAAGAAUUUAUUUUGAAUCUUUUGUGUUUUAUUAUAUAUUAAGUUCACUUUGUGUUAAAUUUUACAAUGUAAUCUUUAAAUUAAAACAUUAAAAACUUGAU